This is a messenger RNA of Amborella trichopoda, 856 nucleotides long. It is a transcript of the gene JAZ8, whose product is annotated as jasmonate-zim-domain protein 8. Gene Ontology annotation, cellular component: nucleus. NCBI's taxonomy places the organism in Eukaryota, Viridiplantae, Streptophyta, Magnoliopsida, Amborellales, Amborellaceae. The record is from RefSeq and is a predicted model, not a curated record. Gene Ontology annotation, biological process: regulation of jasmonic acid mediated signaling pathway; regulation of defense response; response to wounding.
UAUAACUGCUCGAUUCAUUCACCUGCACUCUUCCCAUACACAACGCAACAGAGAGAGAGAGAGAGAGAGAGAAAUGGGGAGGAAAUAUAACGAUAUUGCUUUGGACAUUUCCUCUCUUUCUUCAACUCCUUUUUCGUGGCCGCCCGGUUCAUCGCCAUCAUUCAGGACUCGAGAGGAAGCGAGAAACACAGCAACACAGCAGCAGCUUACGAUAUUCUACAACGGGAGGGUGAGUGUUUGCCAUGUGACCGAAGGGCAGGCGAGUGCUAUUCUAGGUCUCGCUGCUGAAGAGGAAGAAGAUGUGGACACCACUCUUAGGAUCUCUCCUGUUGAAUCGUCCUCAGAUCAGAGCAGCAGCAGCAGCAUCAUUAGCAUUCCUCCUCUUCUUCAGCCUCACAUCGGAUUCUCAGCGGUAGCGAAAAUGGCAACCGGCCAAUCUAUGAAACGCUCUUUGCAACGCUUCCUCCAAAAAAGAAAGAAGCUCCACACAAAUUCGCCUUACUACCGCUAGCCGCCUCACCAUUUGUUCAUUGUUAUGCAUGUAAAUUCACCUCCUCGAGAGCGCCAUGUUUACAGCGAGUGAGUGCCUCUCAGAAGAUCGACGAAAGGAAGAUACUCAUGUAAAAUUGCGCCACCCACCCAGGAGAACGGAUGCGCUUUCCCCUUGUACUAUACCAAACCUGUCAUUUGGUUGCUUUGCAUUUGGGGCCGCCGCGAUCGGUUGAAUUUUCCGGAAACCACAAUGUAAUUUGAUGUUGUGAUCAAUUGAAAUUUAUAUAUAUAUAUAUGCAUAAUAGAUCAUGUAAAAUUAACAAUGAGAAGAUGCUGUUUGAUGUUCAAAUUCGAUACUCGUGAA